Molecule: messenger RNA, 4126 nt
Organism: Coccinella septempunctata (seven-spotted ladybird)
Lineage: Eukaryota; Metazoa; Arthropoda; Insecta; Coleoptera; Coccinellidae
Product: immunoglobulin domain and leucine-rich repeat-containing protein 2
Exons: 5
Coding region: 644-3400 (918 amino acids)
Molecular function (GO): protein binding
Source: RefSeq, a predicted model, not a curated record
AAGAAAACCGAUCAGCAGAACUGGGUUGAUCGUCUGAAAUGACCUAGACCCUCAUGCUGAGAGGGCAGGUCGCAACGGCUCGCAAAAAGGAACAGUGUGUGUGUGUGUGCGAAACGCCAUUUUUGGCGGAAAUAUUUCUUGGACGCAAGACAACGCGGUUCGUCGGCGUUCCGGGAGACCUCACCUCGGUAGCGACGAGUUGGUUUCGCCCGAGCGCGAUAUCCCAUCUCCCCACCACCGGACCAUGGCUUUGGGAACCGUAGAACGUUGCCAGCUCACCUAGAGCAGCUGGAUACGAUCGUUCGAAGCGCUAUACGAGCGAAAUCGAAAAACAAGACAUCUUUUACUAGGCUGCUUGCAGUCUGCUUCGGUGCUUCGUCAUUUUCCGUCAGUUUAUUGUCGGUGUGGUAUUGGUGGUGUACAUAUCUGAGUUCGAAGGAAAUCAAAAUGAUCUAGGAAUAACGGUUGUUUACAUGUGAAACCUUUAUUCACAGUGAUAUUUCAACAAUAAAUUAUAUUUUGAUAGCUAUUUUCUACCAUCUUUUCGGGACGAAAUCCGUUAUUUUGCGAUUAUUUACACACAAAGCCAGUGGUUAGGAAAUGCCUUCUCCAAUUCGAGUACCCGUAAAAUGUCGCUGGUGAGAUGGAAACACCUCGUCGUCUGAACCGCUUCUCCGGAGCAGUUUGUUGUCGGUUGUUCAUUAUCUACCUCUUGAGCUGUGCAAAUGCCGAUACCGCAGUCAACGACGAAGGAACGGUGGGACCUCCCGCCUGUGUCAUAAAGGACCGUUAUCUGUUGGCGUGUACCGACGGCGAUGCCACGAAUCAGACUCUACCCUCGAACGUGAACAGGGUGGAAUUUUUCAACGUUACCAUCCAAGAUCAGAAAAUCAAUGCCGCUCACCUGAGGAGUUUGAAAUGGAGGGCCAGCGGUCUGAAAGACAUACGGCAGGUGGUCGAGAACACCAGCGGUCUGACCGUGUUGGACGUGUCUCAGAACGACAUAGACAAGCUGGUCGAUUAUCACUUCGAACGAUUCAAGAAACUGAAUCUCAUGAACCUCUCACACAACCAUAUCACAGACGUUCAGAGAUUGACCUUCGACGGUCUCGACCUGAAAGAACUCUAUCUUUCACACAAUUCCCUAGUAGCCAUUCCGUUUCAGCUGUUCCAUCCGAUGCAAAAUUUGAAAAUAUUAGACCUGUCGUACAACAGCAUAGUUAAGAUAUUGGAUCAUUUCUUCAAGUUCAACAGGCACGUUGAAAUAUUAUAUUUGAACAAUAACCAAUUGGCCAAUUUUACUUCCAACGCCCUGGCCGAUCUGCAGAGCCUCCAUAGGUUAGAUAUAUCCCACAAUUCCAUUCAGUACUUCUCGAAGGGCAUCUUCGAUUCGCUGGUCAACUUGGAGUACUUAAACGUUGCUUACAAUCCAAUCGUGAACAUACCGAGUGGAACGUUCAGAGGUCUUCGAAGACUGAGAACCUUAGAUAUAAGCGGCACAGAAAUCAACACCUUCCCAUUUGGACUGCUCCAUUUCAGUCCGGAACUGGAGAGUCUAGUCGUCGAUGAAACGAACAUCGAAGAAUUCCAUAACAGCGAACUGCUGGGCGUGCCAAAACUUCGAAAAUUAUAUAUGAGGCGAAAUAAAAGACUUAAGAAAAUCGAGAGUUACUUAUUCUCGGACACUCCUCUGAUCGAGGAGUUAGACAUAAGCGGAAAUGGUCUCACUUUUCUACACGAGUCAAUAGCGAACCUGACGCACCUCAAGUACUUGAACAUAUCAAACAACCCGUGGGCCUGCGACUGCCGUAUGUUCUGGUUCGCGCCGUGGAUAGUAUCCAAGAGGAAAUCCAACAUGACCGUGUCCGAGCUGUCUUGCGGACCGUACGCGUAUCCCAACGAUAUGUUGCCUACUUUGGAGCAUCUGAACUGCACCGCUCCUUAUAUGAUGUAUAAAACGCCUACUAUGCAAUAUAGGCUCAGAUCUAACGCGCUCUUGGAGUGUAAAUAUUCUGCCAAUCCUCCUCCUGCCAUCACGUGGAUAACGCCUACCAGACAGGUGUUCCACUGGAAUCCAGAUCCGGCUAUACCGGACGUCUUCGAGAAACACCCGCACGCUCACGACAGAAUGAUGGUGCCUAUGAGGGUCAUACCGCCGAGGAUUCAGGUCUUGGACAACGGUACCCUGCUGAUCAAGAACGUGACAAGGGAAGAUUGCGGAAGGUACAUCUGCUACGCCAGCAACCCAAUCGCCAACACAACAGACAACGUCCUACUCCACAUCGAUCCAGCCGACUGGAAUUAUGUGAGAAUCAUCAGUUUAAUUGUUGGCGCGCAGUGUGCAUCUGCAUUUUUGACACUCACCCUCAUCAUUCAGUUCCUACGCUACUUAAUAAAAAGAUUCGGCCUGUUCAAUAACUUCUGCAGCUUCUGUAAGCGGGACAGAGUUUCACCUAGAGCCAAACAAAUCUACGCCAUGCUCGACAACAUCGAACAGUACAAAUCGCAACAGUUGGAGAGACUGAGGGACAACUACGCGCAACAGGUGGCAAGGAUCAGGGAAAACUGCAACCAACAGAUGGAAUGGAUCCAGAGCAGUUACCAUUCGCAGUCCAAACACCUCAAAGAUUUCCGUGAUAUCGGAUCGGCCCACUUGACUACCCUCAGAGGCCAAUACCAAGACCAGGUCAGAGAUUACUCGACGAACCAACUGAACUGGGUGCGGGAAAACUACGUCUUUCAAAGGAACAAGAUCCGGAAGUUUUCCGCGCACAAGGUGUUGCAACUCAGGGAGACGUACAAGUACCAACAGCAGACCUUGAACAAGGUGAUCGAGAACCUGCCGAGUUUGUAUUUCGAGAACUGCAGAGCGGGCGCUUGCGGAAGGGCGGAAUCCUUGGUCCUGGACACUACCGAGGUGGAAAACUUGGACAUGUACAUCAAGGCGAAGAUAGAGAAGUUGGCGCAGUUGGACGAGGUCUGUACCGAGGCCAACACCGACCUAAAUCAGAGUAGGCUGUCGCUGUAUUACACGCCCACCGAGAGGUCUCUAGCGUCCAAGGUAGCCUCGCCGGUGAGUCCACUACCGCCCGGCCUCAUCAUCAACUACAUCCAAGACAGGCCGGACCCCCUUUUCCUAGAACAGCCUUGCUCCUCGAAAUCGGCGUUGAUGCGCGAUCUGCAAUUUUCCAUGCAGCAUCAAUCGGACCCACUGCUUCCCCAGCUGAAGAUGAUCGAAGAUAAACCCCACGCGGAGAAGAACAGGGACGCCAAGCUGAGAUUCUUGGCCGACGUCCUCGAGAAGCCGGAGAACGUAGAUUCGUCCGAAUCGUCCGCACCGCCUCCGUACAAGGACAGCGACACCGACGACGAUUCCGUAAGGCUCGAGACUGUACUGUAGUAGAUUUUAACUUUUUUUUUUGCCCUAGUGAAGCUGUGAUAAUUGUAUUUAUUGACUAUCGCAGUGUAGAAUCCGUGAGCGCUGUUUAGUGCCAAGCCUAUUUCAAAGCAAUCGGUUUGAUUUGUGUAACAAGAAGAAUGAUUCGAGAGUCCACGAUUAACCUAGUCAAUCGAGACAAGACUGAAAAGAAGAGAGGACGGAUGAUUCCAACAUCGAGUACAAAAUUUUCUUUCCAGAUACACCGCUUCCAUUUCGACGAAAAUUCAACUAGCUUGUAAAGGGUAUUCGUAGGUUAUUCGAAGCACCGUUUUACCCAGAAAUGAUGCAGUUUAAAGAAAUAUGUAAAUAAUCCAUAAAUAGUUAAUUAGUUUCAAUUUGGUGUCAUGAAUGAUUAUUAUUUUUUCCCCGUAUUGCGGUAUAAUCUACACUGGUAUAGAGACUUAAGCGGGUACCAAAUAAGAAUAAACACUAUUUUUCAAUAAAGAUAAUAAUGAUAUAUUGUUAAAAUUUGUGAGUUCUGGUUUUCACUCGAUAAGCUAUUUACUGGAAUGGCAUUUGCAGAAUAGAAAUGCUGAUUUUCUCUUUCAGAGAUCUUUUCGAUGGAUAUUUCAGAAUAUUAAUUUUUUCUAAGUUGUUUAGUUAGGAAUACAAUAAUCAAUUUCGACUGUUAAUAUUUAUAUUUUCGAAAUAUUCUUAUCCAAUAAAAUGUUGAAUGGUUCUUUUUUA